Triticum turgidum subsp. durum (durum wheat) is the source of this 2223-nucleotide messenger RNA. Lineage: Eukaryota; Viridiplantae; Streptophyta; Magnoliopsida; Poales; Poaceae. The record is from the annotation of a GenBank genome assembly.
AUGGAACAGGAAGUUGACGGUGGCAAAAACAUGGUGGCACAAGAGCACAACAAUGGCAGCCUCUCCCGUGCAAACCCGAAAAGGCUCCGAUCGAAGGCGUGGGAAGAUUUCACACCAAUCUACGUUGGCGGGAAGGUCGCGAAGGCUGAGUGCAUGCAUUGCCACCUGGUCUUCAAUAGCAACAGCACAAAUGGCACUAGCAACCUGCUUAAGCACCAAGCCAUGUGCGGCCCCCGGGCCCAGAAGAGGCCAAUGCAACGGAAGAGUACAGCAUCAGCUGGCUCUGAUCCGACACAGAAGAAGUUAUCGUUCUUUCCCACCAGCCAGAAGAAAUGCUUGGGCACAGCAGAUGCAAGGCCUGAGAAGAAGGAUCUUGUUUUGCUUCGCAGUGACACUAAUCGGAUGAGCCAAGAGGGUAAUCACAAUGGGUCUCACGAGGAACUUGGAUCGCCUGGGCAGAAUGAUCUUUCCUUGCCUGAUGUUCCCACCGACACGAAAACAAAGAGUCAACAAGUUGAUCAAAAUGGGUCUCAUGACGAACUAGCUACAGCUGAGCAGGAGAAUGAUGCCUUCCCUGACAAUCCCAUCAACAAGAAUGUAAAGAAUCAGUCCCAUGAGGAACUUGCAUUGCCUGAACACAAGGCCAUUCCUACAGCCACGAAACAGAAGAAUCAGGAUGUUGGUCAGGACGGAUCCCAUGGCGAGCUUGUUAGGAAAUUGGCCUUGCACGGUUACCUGCCCUUGAUGAUGGACCAUGGAGGACUCAGGAAGUCUGUGGAUUUCUUGAAUCCUGUGGUCAAGAUGCCAUCCUAUGCUGACUUGAUAUCUACAUUUUUGGAUUUGUUCGACGGUGAAAAGGCCAAGCUGAAGGAGAAGUUUGCAGCCCUUCGCAGUCGGGUAUGCUUGAGUGUUUACGUUUGGCACUAUGAUCCACUCUCGGCAUUCUUGUGCUUGAGUGUUCAUUACAUUGAUGAUGAAUGGGAGAGGCAACAAAAGAUCGUCACAUUUCGUGCCAUGGAUACUAUCUGCAAUGCAGAAGAACUGGGUGAAGCCAUAUUGCUGGCUAUCCGAGAUUGGGGUCUUUGUGGAAAAGUUUUUAGCAUUGUACUGGAUGAUGCAUUUAUUGAUGAUUCAGUGGCUUCAAGUGUCAAAGCACAGCUCAUGAAAGAUAACUCAACCUUUGCAAACCAGAGCCUGUUUGUGGUGCGUCGUGGAACUCAUUUACUUGAUCAGGUUAUUCAGGUGGGGCUGGAUGAACUUGAAAAAAUCAUGGAGAAAUCAGCGAACUGUUCUAAACCUAUGAUGGGUCCUAAGUCGUCUGCAGUGCGGUAUCCCAACUACAAAUACGCACCAUCUCAGGAAGACUGGGGCGAAGCGCGUAAGAUGUGUGAGACCUUGGAAGAGUUUCAUCAGUACAUGGACACAAGUCAGAGUCUUCGUGGUCCAGUCCACUUAUUUGAUGCAAUUAGGGAUGUGAAGCGUGAUUUGCGCCGCGGAGUUAAGAGCGAUGCGGAUGGAUCAUUUUCCAAUAUGCUAAAGAAGAUGCAGCAGAAGUUCAAGCAAUAUUGGAAACUCUGUUGCUUACAUUUAUGUAUGACUAUAGCCAUGGAUCCUUCAUACGGCCUGAAACACAUCAAGUCUAGGAGCGGUUACCUCUGUAAAAAUGACAAAGAUGGCUAUAAAAAGGAUGUCCAUGAUACAUUGCUAAGUCUCUUCUAUGAAUAUUCUGGUCAGGUGGAAGACGCCAGCUGCACUUCUGGGUCUAAAACUAGCAAGGAAACUGUUAUCACUGAAGAUGGUAUGAAUGAAGAUGAUGCACCAUUUGCAUGCUGUGGCGAUUAUGGAGACAAAUGUAAUAAAGGGCGGCCGAUGAUAGAACUUGACCAGUACUUGCAUGAGCCAAGCUACUGUAGAGGCCAGACGAGUGUUCUUCAGUGGUGGAAGGAACAUAACCUGACCUAUCCUACAAUUGCUCGAAUGGCACGUGAUAUAUUGGCUAUGCCGUACAGAUGCGACUACGAGGUAGCAACAAGGACUGCCGGACUUGCAAUUUGCGAGUCAGGUCAUAAGCACUGGGUUGAGCAGCUUGUCUGUACUCAAAAUUGGCUCGGACCAGACCGUACGUUCCACUCUCUCGCUUUUCUCAUCGAUAUCCUGUCACAUUCUCGUAUUAACCAUACAUUGUGCAACCCUAGGUUCUGCAAGCAAGGCCUCAGCCAAUGA